GAUCGUCCAAUACUUUGAAACUUAACGAAACACGUGCAUGUGUUGUGAAAAUAAAGCACAAAGAAAGGUGAAGAAACCACGGGUGACAACAAAAUCAAGAUUAAUGUGAAGUUUCGAAUAACAAUCGCAGUGCGGAUAAAAGUUUGCGUAACACAAAUCUAUGAUUAGUUUGUUAUAAUAAUUCUAAUUUUCCAUAAAAGUACGUGAUUUGUUGCUUUUUAUUCAUGUUUAACAUCAUCACCGAGGGCAAAAGGCUAGUUUAGUAAUCUGUAAUCAAAAGUAUUCCCAAAUAUGUCGCUAGUAAAGAUCAAGGAUGCCCCUACCGUUUGGAACUAUUUGAACGGGGUAAUCAAUGUAUACAAACCAGCAGGUCUUACGGUCCAACAAGUGCGCCACACAAUCAUCGGGAAUCUAUGCAGAGAUCUCAACCAGCUGAAGGUGCGUCCCCCACUGCAGCGGGUAGCCAUCGAAAGGGGUUUGGAUUCGAAGUUCCUCGUUCACAAAACGGAGGACCUGUCCGAUAAUGUCCUGGUUGUGGGACCUCGCUACCAAACAGAGGACAUACGAAUGCGGAUGAGCGCAAACCACGGUCGACUGACGAGUGGAGUUCUGGUGGUAGGAAUAAACAAGGGCCUAUCGAUGGCCUACCGGAUACAGCAGAACCGUCCGCUGCGGGUGUAUCGUGUGACCGGCUUCCUAGGCAAAGCCACCGAGACACAUUUCGGUGAUUCGCGAGUCAUCGGCAAGGCAACGGUGAAGCACAUCGGAAGUGAAAAAAUCAACCGAUUGUUGGCCUCGCUGCAGGCGUCCCAUCAGAAGAAGAUGUUCGAACUCUGUGGAGUGGAUAUGCAAUCACAGGCCGCUUACGAUUUGGCUGUGAAGGGCACGAUCCGGCCGGCAGACAAGUCUCAACCGAUGAUUUACGGAAUCCGGUUGGUGGAGUUUAGGAGACCUUUCUUCACCCUCGAAAUGCACGCCAUCAACGAAACGGAAGCCUACAUAGGGAACCUGGUUCAUGAGAUCGGCCUAAAUCUAAAAUCCGUCGCACAUUGCGUCGGCAUUCGGUGCAUUCGCCAUGGACAUUUCGAGCUGGGUGACGCCCUGCUUCGGAAGGACUGGAAUCUCCAGUGCAUCCUGGCCAAUAUGGCCCACGCAAAUCAAUUGCUCCAGCGGCACCCGGAAAUGCUGCAGCAAACCAGUUCGGAACUGGUCGAUCUUGAUGAGAACGUCCCCGAUCUUCAGCUGCGAAACGAACGCGAAUAAAUUUGAGUUCAACAAACACUUCCUGAAGGAA
Molecule: messenger RNA, 1294 nt
Organism: Aedes aegypti (yellow fever mosquito)
Lineage: Eukaryota; Metazoa; Arthropoda; Insecta; Diptera; Culicidae
Product: probable tRNA pseudouridine synthase 2
Exons: 4
Coding region: 292-1263 (323 amino acids)
Biological process (GO): RNA processing; pseudouridine synthesis
Molecular function (GO): RNA binding; pseudouridine synthase activity
Source: RefSeq, a predicted model, not a curated record